CUGCAGCCGCUGACGCCUCUGCCACCUGCUGUGGCCGGGUUCCCUAGCCCGGGAUUUGGUCACCCUUCGUUCUUCACUGCGCCCAUGGUCCCACCUGGAGACAGGGCGGCGGGCCCGGCAGCUCCCACGUGGUGAGAGGGCGGUCCGGGGAAAAUGAAGGCGACGCGCUGUAGCUGCUGCCUCAGCCACCUGCUCGCCUCCGCCCUCCUGCUAUUGCUACUGCUGCCUGAGUGGAGAGGGCCCUUGGAGGUACUGCUGCAGGCGGCCGAGGCCGUGCCGGACCCCAGGCCUCCGGACCGUGGACCGCGAACCCUGCCACCUCUGCCGUCCGGCCCCACAGCUGCCCAGUCCCCGGGCCGCGCUCCGGCCGUAGCCGAGGGACGACGGGGCGCCGAGGCCGUCAAUAGCAGCACUCCCAGGGCGGGGCUUGCAGCAGAAGACCCAGGCGGGAAGGCGGGGGAAGAAGGCCCAGUGGGUGGAGUCCUCGCUGUGAGCCCCAACCCCGGCGACAAGCCCAUGACCCAACGAGCCCUGACCGUGUUGAUGGUGGUGAGUGGCGCGGUGCUGGUGUACUUCGUCGUCAGGACGGUCAGGAUGAGAAGAAGAAACCGAAAGACUAGGAGAUACGGAGUUUUGGACACUAACAUAGAAAACAUGGAAUUGACACCUUUAGAACAAGAUGAUGAGGAUGAUGAUAACACAUUGUUUGAUGUCAAUCAUCCUCGAAGAUAAAAAUGUGCCUUUUGAUGAGAGGACGUCAUCUUUCUACAAUGAAGAGCAGAAUUUCUAUGUUUAAGGAAUAAAAAGCCACUUUAUCAAUGGGGGGGUAUUUAAGUUACAUAUAUUAUGAUAAACUUUCAUUUCUUGUUGCAAUAAAUACUGUAUCAUUUUGUUAUGUAUUUCUCUAUAUAGAAGUGCUCUUAAUGGGCUCAGAGUUGUUGGGAAUAAAUUGUACCAUAAUAGAAAUCUGAAAAUUACUUUAAAGCAGGGUAUUUUCUGAUCAGUUUUUCUUUCUUGCUUACCUUAUUAUUGUAAACUGUUUACAUACUAAUCAGUUAAUUUUUUUUUUUUUUUUUUUUUGGCCGGUUAAGGUUUUGUUUUUUGUUUUCUUUUUUUCCUGGAACUAUAAUUCCCAACAAACAACUGGUGUGUAAAAACAAUUUAAAAAUUUCUUUACCAAGAUGUAUUUCCCAUUUUUGUGGGGAAAAGAAGCCAAAUUUAUUACUUUGCCUUUGGGUUUUUUGAAUAUUAAAAAUGUCUUAGUUGUAUGCAAAACAAUAAAUAUGAUUUAAAAUA
This is a messenger RNA of Mesoplodon densirostris (Blainville's beaked whale), 1296 nucleotides long. RefSeq names its product family with sequence similarity 174 member A (gene FAM174A). The record is from RefSeq and is a predicted model, not a curated record. The transcript is spliced from 3 exons. Bases 154 to 732 code for a protein of 192 amino acids. NCBI's taxonomy places the organism in Eukaryota, Metazoa, Chordata, Mammalia, Artiodactyla, Ziphiidae.